ACAUCAGCCUCCUCGUCGCCCUGUUCUGGGCCCACAUCCGUACCCACACACCUUCUGUCAUCCAGUCUCUUUUCGGCCCCUCCGCUUGGACUGAGUCUGCCCAACUCGUCGGGCAACCUGAACUCCACCAGUUCAGCCAGUUCCGGUCUCGUCUCCUUCUCCUGCUCCGCCUCGCUCUUGCCCUCGCCCUCGUCCUCUUCCACCUCCUCCGGCGGACUCUUCUUUCCCACGUCGGGCCUCGUCGACGCCAAGUCGACGCCUCCACCACCGGCCUCUCUCUUCCCACCCGACGGCUUCCUCUCGCCGGGAUUCUAUGCCAGCCUGAUUUCGGCCAGUCGAGCACAGGCCACCGUCGGUCUGCCCACCCUCAACGGUCAAGACCUCUUCACGACAACACGAACUGCCUCCUCUGCCACUGGCCGACUAGGCCUUAUCUCCCCUCCUCUCAUGCCCUCGUCUCUGAUGCCACCUCCGUUGGCGAUGCCGUUGGCAUCUUCUCUGGCACAACCCACAACCCAAAAGUCGACCUCGGCGCCAAUCUCUGCUCUGUCCAGAUCUCUCGCCUUCACCGCCUCUCCAAGCGUCUCGGCGCCCGGAAUCUGGCGCAAGUUGUCCGGCUCUGCAGAUACCGCCUCGCUUUAUCAUCCGCCGGUUCCGGAGAACGACAUGUCGCCGGCCAAACGCACUCUCCCGCCCCCCUGUGAGGCACAUGUCGGCGACAAUUUGACCCAAAGCACAGGUCAUGGGAUGUCCCAUCUCCAGCCUCCAGCUGCCCAUCAUGCCUCCUCUUUUCUGCCCACUGGCCUGCCAGACGCCUCGGCCGUCUCCGGCUACCCUGACCCUGUGUCUCCAUCUUCUCCACUCGACCUCAACGCCGACAGUAGCAACGGCCCAGCAACCAUAUCUGCCGCCUCUCUUUUCACCUCGCCACCGAACCACUGGUACCCGUCGCCACAAUGUCUCUUGGGCCUGGAAUCACUGCUCUCCGUCUUGCCAGCCUCGAUGCACUCCACAGCGGCGGCCUUUUUUAUGGAACAUCAACAAUACCUUCAACAGAAACAACAGCAGACGUCUGCACCUAAGCCGCCGAAUCACUGGUCCCGUCUUAGAGUCCAGCAUUCGGCCUCCCCAUCAGCUAUGGUUGAUGCAAACAGUCCAACUCUCGUUGCCGCCUCGUCCACAUCAGCCGUCGGAUCAAGUGGAGCACUUCAAUACAGUGCUGACGUCAAGGCAAACCAGUCGACCGGAACAACUGGUCUCCAUGGUAUGCCAAAUGUGCUUUCCGCCGGUCUACGCGCCAGCAACUAUGCCCCAUUUGGCAGACAGACGAUUUGUCCAAAGAGCUGCUACAGCCUCGAAGAAGAUAUAAAAACGUUGAGUAGAGUGAGUCACUGGUACUUCCUUAUUUUAACGGUUUCUCUGUCUUUAUAUGAUUAG
Protopolystoma xenopodis is the source of this 1437-nucleotide messenger RNA. NCBI's taxonomy places the organism in Eukaryota, Metazoa, Platyhelminthes, Monogenea, Polystomatidea, Polystomatidae. The record is from the annotation of a GenBank genome assembly.